Messenger RNA from Capsella rubella, 2373 nucleotides. Its product is annotated as exocyst complex component EXO70A1. Gene Ontology annotation, biological process: exocytosis. The record is from RefSeq and is a predicted model, not a curated record. Lineage: Eukaryota; Viridiplantae; Streptophyta; Magnoliopsida; Brassicales; Brassicaceae. Gene Ontology annotation, molecular function: phosphatidylinositol-4,5-bisphosphate binding. Gene Ontology annotation, cellular component: exocyst. Bases 262 to 2157 code for a protein of 631 amino acids. The transcript has 11 exons.
ACGCAAAAACUAUAGAUUAAAGAAAGAGUGAAGUAUGAAUAACAUUUUUAUUGUAUAUCGUCGUCGUCUCACAAAUCUCGCGUAGAGGAGCGUCUCUAGCUAACUAACUUACACCAAUCUCACAUUUUCCAAUCCCCUAAAAAAAAAUUCUCAGAACCAAAACAACUCAUCUCUUUCAAUUUCACCAUCUUUUUGGAUCCCAAAAUCAAGAAAAAUUAUCAAGAUUGAGAGAUAGGAUAUUAAAAAAAAAAAAAAAAAAAAAUGGGGGUGGCUCAAGCGAUGGAGGCCCUAACCGAGCGAGCAGGUUUGAUGAAGGAGUCUCUACAAAAGAGCCAGACCAUCACCGACAACAUGGUCGGAAUCCUAGGUUCCUUUGACCACCGUCUCUCGGCUCUUGAAACAGCCAUGCGUCCUACCCAGAUAAGAACACAUUCUAUAAGGAGAGCUCAUGAGAAUAUUGACAAGACAUUGAAAGCAGCUGAGGUUAUAUUGGAUCAAUUUGAUCUCACUAGAAAGGCGGAAGCCAAAAUAUUGAGAGGACCACAUGAGGAUCUUGAAAGUUAUCUGGAAGCAAUUGAUCAACUGAGAGGAACUAUCAAAUUUUUCAGCAACAACAAGAUGUUUAAGAGUGCUAGUGGAGUUAUUAGUCAUGCUACUGGUUUACUCUCUAAAGCUCUAUCAAAGCUAGAGGAUGAGUUCAGACAGAUACUGCAAAACUACAGCAAGCCGAUGGAACCUGAUCGCCUUUUCGAAUGUCUUCCAAGUAAUCUUAGACCAUCACCAGAAGGUGAAGGUGGUGGCGGCAAGAGCCAUGAUCCACAUCAUAAGAGCUUAGAAAAUGCUAUUUUUACAGUCCCAACAGUCAUUCCUCCAAGAGUCCUGCCUCUGCUUCAUGAUCUGGCUCAACAAAUGGUUCAAGCUGGUCAUCAACAACAACUUUUCAAAACUUACAGGGAUACUCGAGCUGCGGUGUUGGAACAGAGUUUACGGAAACUAGGUGUAGAGAGGCUUAGCAAAGAUGAUGUUCAGAGAAUGCAAUGGGAGGUCUUAGAGGCCAAGAUUGGGAAUUGGAUCCAUUACAUGCGAAUAUCCGUGAAACUGUUGUUUGCUGCAGAAAAGAAAAUAUGUGACCAAAUACUAGAUGGUGUUGAGUCUCUAAGAGACCAAUGUUUUGGUGAAGUCACUGCAAAUAGUGUAGCUGUGCUGCUUAGUUUUGGGGAAGCUAUUGCUAAAAGCAAGAGAUCACCCGAGAAACUGUUUGUUUUGUUAGAUAUGUAUGAAAUAAUGAGAGAGCUUCAGCCUGAGAUUGAAUUGGUCUUUGGAAGCAAACCUUGUACUGAGAUGAAAGAAUCUGCACUGAAUCUGACAAAGCGACUAGCUCAGACAGCUCAAGAAACUUUUGCUGAUUUUGAAGAAGCGGUUGAAAAAGAUGCUACGAAAACCGCGGUUAUGGAUGGAACCGUACAUCCUCUUACUAGCUAUGUCAUAAACUACGUCAAGUUCUUGUUUGAUUACCAAUCGACAUUGAGGCUACUUUUUCAAGAGUUUGAUAGUAAAGAUCCUGAUUCCGAGCUGGGAUUGGUAACAACGAGGAUCAUGCACGCUUUACAGAACAAUCUGGAUGGUAAAUCGAAGCAAUACAAAGAUGCAGCACUAACUCAGCUUUUCUUAAUGAACAAUGUUCACUACAUAGUCAGAUCUGUCAGGAGGUCAGAAGCAAAGGAUUUAUUAGGUGAUGAUUGGGUUCAAAUACAUAGAAGAAUCGUACAACAACAUGCAAAUCAGUACAAGAGAGUUUCUUGGGCAAAGAUUUUGCAGUGUCUCACGGUUCAGUCUGGUGGGAGUGGUCAGGUAGACAACUCUAAUAUAUCAAGAGCAUCAGUAAAAGACAGAUUCAAGACUUUCAAUUCUCAGUUUGAAGAGCUUCACCAAAGACAAUGCCAAUGGACAGUUCCGGACAGCGAAUUGCGUGAAUCCCUGAGGCUUGCUGUUGCGGAGGUUCUUUUACCUGCAUUCAGAUCGUUUCUCAAACGUUUCGGGCCGAUGAUAGAGAGUGGUAAGAACCCACAGAAGUACAUAAGGUUCAGUCCUGAGGAUCUUGAGCGAAUGCUUAACGAGUUCUUCGAAGGCAAGACUUGGAGUGAGCCCAAGAGAUAAAAUAUAUGUAUCAAUGUUUUGUUUCCAUUUUUGUUGUACAUUCUCUUCUUUUGCUUUUUUGCAAAGAUUAUAUACUUAUAAGUUCUCUCCUUUUCUUGAAGGCUUUUUUUUUUUUCUUCUUUUAGUUUUCUUUUUCUUUAAACUGUAAAAUUGAUCAAGUCAUAUUUAGUCAUGAUUUACAAAUAGAAGAAGUCUCAUAUGAUUUGGAUGGUUGAA